GUUACAUUUUCGUCGGCAUCUCCCUCAAUAAUUGCCUUUUUUGCAUGCAAAGCUAAACCAGAAUCUAUGCGCAAACAGUAUACAUAUCUGAUCGUAUAGAAGUAUAUUUAUAUAGCUAAAUUUCAUAGCGAUUAUUGCCGAGACUGUCCUCAACACUGCUCUCUAUGUUCACUGAAAGUAGAGAAUUUUCAGCCGCGUAAACAUCUUGCAAGUGUGGGAAAAGAAUUUUUCUAGCUGAGCUGUAAAGAGCAAAUUGAAGUUAUUUGACUAUGUUUCCCGAAAGUGCCUUAAUACAAGGUGUUUCUACUUUUACCUUCGUUACAGUACUUUUAUUUGAGCUGAUAUCAAAGACAGUUUCCUUUCACGAGGAAAGGGUAUUGAACUUUUCAGACAUACUCCCUGCUGAUUUUAAAUCCUACGACAAGAUGCAGCCUCCGAAGAAAGAUGGUAAUCCUACUGUAGUAAGCUAUCAUGUUACAGUGAUGGGCCUUGACUCCAUCAACGAAGAAUCGAUGACUUACGCGGUGGAUAUCUUCUUUGCUCAGUCCUGGAAAGACCAUCGACUGCGUUUACCAGAGAAUAUGACAUCUGAUUAUAAGCUACUAGAAGUAACCUGGCUCAAAGAUAUAUGGAGACCAGACUCCUUCUUCAAAAAUGCCAAAUCGGUCACGUUCCAGACCAUGACCAUUCCCAAUCAUUACGUAUGGUUGUAUAAAGACAAAACAAUCCUUUAUAUGGUCAAGCUAACUUUAAUACUCUCAUGUGCAAUGAACUUCGCCACAUAUCCACACGACACACAGCAUUGUUCUUUGGAAAUGGAAAGUCUGUCACAUACUACUGAUGACUUAAUUUUCGACUGGCAGCCGGAUGUUCCACUACAAGUAAGCGAAGAUAUCGAAUUGCCACAGUUAGAUCUUAUCAAAACAGAUCGAAAAGAUUGUACUCAGACGUAUUCUACAGGUAAUUUCACUUGUCUCAAGGUCACCUUCACACUGAAGAGGCGCUUGGGCUACUACAUGUUUCAUACAUAUAUCCCAACAUGUCUUAUUGUCAUCAUGUCUUGGGUGUCCUUCUGGAUAAGGCCUGAUGCUGUUCCCGCUCGUGUAACUCUAGGAGUUACAAGUCUGCUGACGCUAUCGACUCAACAUGCGAAGAGCCUCGCCUCCCUCCCACCUGUAUCUUAUAUCAAGGCUAUCGAUAUUUUUAUGGCCUCGUGUACAGUGUUUGUAUUCUUGUCUCUUAUGGAAUACGCCUUAGUCAAUGUAAUUCUUGAAGAAUCUGCGGCCAUGAGUCUCAAGCAAAAGAUAUCGAGGAGAAAUAUGGAAGAAAAUUUAAUGGAACGUGAAGAACUGAGUGACGCACACAUUGUGAUUAUGGAUUUAAAAUCAAAUUCCGUUUCGUCUAAAGUUCGCUGUCAUCAAACAUGGGCCUCUAGAAUUGACCAGAUUUCAAGGAUAAUGUUUCCUUUUAGCUUUUUUGUACUCUCUGCUGUCUAUUGGAUAUACUAUCUUCUUUGUAUUUAACAUAAUCACGUAAUCUAAAAAAAAAUAGAAAGAAAGAAGAUUUAUAAGUUUAUUGUAACUGUUUAAAUUUACAUGCUGUGUAAUCCUCUUUCUUCAAGUAUAUAUUAACUUCGAGAAUCUUAUUGGUUUAACAUUUCUUCAAUUAUCAUGCGUAUUUCUGAUAUGCUGAAGUAAUCCGUUGCAGUGCUACUAUUAGAGCUUUCAAAUUAGCAGCAUUCACAUAGCUGGUCAAUAUCUAAAAAUCAUCAGAGAAAAAGUUAUGAGAAGUUAUGGUGAAUUAAUUAUAGCAAAGCAUACAACGACUAUCUGCCUUAGGAUGAAUGUCUUCGUGGAGGAUUUCCUAAAGGAGACUAGGGCAUAUUUUCUUCAUACAUGGGGAAAACGUGCGUGCAGCGCGUUCAUCAGGUGUAGCGGUGGUGUAUUUAAUUAUGGCAAAGCACACUAGGGCUAUCUGCCUAAGGAGAGGGAUGCCUUCGUGGAGGACUUUCUAAGGUAAACUGGCUCGUAUACACGUUACACAUGAGGAAAACCACGAAAACAGCCAUGCAGCCAGCCCGUUCGCGGGAUUCGAACCUCGGACCGAACUACCAGUGUUCAGCGACUUUACCGCUCGGCCGCUGGUUGGCCGCGUUCAUCAGGAACCGAACUUAAGACGAGCUAAUUGUGCUCAACGGUGUUAUCCAUUCUAUCAUUAGUGGGCUCGAGCUUCAUGGAUUUUAAAUUACUGAUUUCAAAUACGCCGUUGCUUUCUGUCUACGUCAAAUUUUGUAGAAAUGAAUUUAUUCAAACUCAUUCUUUUAUUAUUUCAAUAACAGUGAAUGAAUUCUGUGAUUAUUAUUUGCAAGUAAAUUAUUUCAGUGAUGAAUAAUAAUAAGCCUCCACGGAACAGCUGCAAACACUAGAUUCAAAUUUUGAACGCCGUGGUGUUAAAUAUAGACUGAGCAAUUGGUAAUUAACAUACAUGCUUAAGUUCUAUAAAUGUUGGAGAAUAAUACAUAAAAAUUUGAAGAAUCUGAUUUCAAGAUUUUAUAUCUCUGUUCUUCAGCUCGAAUUUGAAGGACUAAUAUAUGUAUAAUUUAAUUUAAGCUGCUUUACUUUAUAUACAUUUUUAACUGUGAAGAAUAUGUCAGCUCGUUUCUAAAGGGCAUCAUAAGUGUCAUCAACAGAAAACAAAACUAUUUCAAGCAAUUAAAAUAAAUAAAACAAGAUAUUCAAGCACGUCUAGGACAUUAUUUUAAUAAUUAAUUGAAAAUAUAGCUACUUAAAUUAGUAUUUUGGGAAAAUGAAUUUCUUCGCAAUAAUCAGUAAUUUUAAAUCUUAAGGCCUUUAUGUCUUAAUGCGCGGUCGAUUCUAAGGUGCACCCCAUUUUAGGGACAUCUGUAAGAAAAGAAUGGUGCCUUUAGAUUUGAAAGAAUAUGGUUUAUGUAUAAUACUAUGAAAAACAGGUAGCAUAUCAGUUUUAAAUAAUGCAAAUGAAAUACAGGAAAGCAAAUGUUCUCAAAUUUGUGGAUCAUAGAUCACCAGAAUUUGAAUGAAAAAUGCAAUGUAAUGAUAAAUACUAAAUGCUGUGGCUUUAAAUAAAGAAAAGACGGUGAAACGCCUUGUAGUAAAAUAUAUACAGAACAAGACAACUAAAUAUGGUUGUCUUGUUACAAUACAGAAGAAGACAACCAAAAGUACUUUUCGAAACAUGAAGUUUAACUUAUAAAAGGGUAAGGAAGGACAAAAAUAGUGCAUAAUUUUGCCAUCAAUUACGUUCCGCUUUACAAAAGUGUGAAUUUAAUAUAAUCUCUUUCUCUUUUAAUAAGGUGUUAUGUCAACAGUAUUGAUGUGUGCUUCUUCUCGUCUGAAUCUAGAAAUUACUUUCCAGUCAAGCAAUACUAUUCACACCUUUAAAUUGGACACAUCGAAAAGUCCCGCAGCAGACGGAUGUGAAAAAAGCAUAAUAAUGUUACCAAAUGAAACAUAUAGGACUUUUUUUUUAGAAAAUAGCGUCUUAUAUACUUCAAUCUCUAUUAACGUAAAAGGAUACUUGGUCUUCUGCUGGGGCCUUGAUGAGAGAAAAUAGCGUUGGCGCAAUUCAUGCUUAAGAAUGCGCGAUUUAUUGCCAAAUGUUAUGAACAUGAAAACAAAACCUACGAAAACGAAAAAUGAAAUGGAAAUUCAAUCGUUAUCCAUGAAAACGAAAUGAUUACGGUUAACGAUAAAUCGGUGAUUCAUUCGAAAUUUAUACCAUAAGGUUAGUUAAUAUAUAUAGGUAUAAUAUAGUAUAUAUUUAUAGAGAGAGGGGAGGAAUUUAAUAUAAAUUUACAUUUACUUUAGUUUUUAAUACAAAUUUGCCAAGAUUUAUUUAAAGUAACGUAAUUUAAAAGAACUUAUUUAAUAGCUUAUGUAAACAUACUGGAAAAUUCAUUUUUUACACACUAUUUCUAGUGACUACAAUUCACUAAUUGCUUCUAAUAAUGUCUCAAACAUCAGCUAUAACUUCUUUUUCGUUGAUGGAAGACUGAAAAUAGUAAGCAUAAUGAGUAUUUCACAAUCAAAAACCUCUAUAUUGACACAUUCCAGUUACGAAAAACCUGCCCAGACCGUUAACCAUUUGUUUCUCAGAUAUGCGCAGAUCAGCAGCCGUCUGUUUGUCGCCGAUGCAAAAAUGCACCAAAUCCGCUUUAUUGCCAAGACCGCUACAGAACGCAUGUACUGAAAAAAAAAAAUUUUUUUUAAUAAAAUCUCAAAGCUUUCAGAUUUUACAUUACGCCCAAAGGGGCACUUUUGAUAGUUUUGUGUACUACCUUUAUUAAAUAUCAUGUUCUUCGUACUCAAACCAUAAAAUUCAAUUCAACAGUAAUAUCGCAAAAUAAUUUUAAAAUGAACAUAUCUCUAGAAUUUCGAUUCUUUAGAUUUUCUCGGGCGCUGAAGAUAAAUUUUUUUUUUUUUCGUACAGUGUUGCCAUUGCUCGCUUUGAAAGUAGUUGAGUUUGUUAAUCGUUAAAAUUCGUUAAAAUCUUACAAAAUAUGAAAUCGAUAAUAAAGCGAAUU
Stegodyphus dumicola is the source of this 4561-nucleotide messenger RNA. RefSeq names its product glycine receptor subunit alpha-2-like. Gene Ontology annotation, molecular function: extracellular ligand-gated monoatomic ion channel activity; transmembrane signaling receptor activity. NCBI's taxonomy places the organism in Eukaryota, Metazoa, Arthropoda, Arachnida, Araneae, Eresidae. The record is from RefSeq and is a predicted model, not a curated record. Gene Ontology annotation, cellular component: membrane. Gene Ontology annotation, biological process: monoatomic ion transmembrane transport.